ACAUUUAGGUUUCAGGGGUCUCAUAACUCGUGCGUGACUUUCCACCACAAUUUUUUUUUGUUUUGUUUAACUUGAACUAAAAUUUUAAAAUGUAUACUGUCUCAAAAGGACCCAGCAAAAUUGUAGCUAAAACAAGAAGAGGUCUAUCACAGAACUUGGAAAGACUAGAUAGCCGCAAAGACAAUAAUAGGAAGUCUUCAGAAUCUGAUAAUGGAGAGAUUAUGAGUAUGCCCAAACCAGUAUUUCAUUCCAAUGGUAAAAAGACGAUACACCAAAGAAUACAACACCACGUGAUAACUCCGCAGCACGAGGAGCUCAUCAGAUUUAUUAGUGAAACUUGGACACAGUCAGCAUAUGGAGAUAGUGAGCCAUCAACACCUACAACCUCAAUUGCAUCCGGCAGCUCAUCUCCGGUGCCCCCCUCCAACCUGUACUACCAGGACGACCCCAGCCCCGUGCUGCAGGACUUCAAGCCCUUCGACCUGGAGACGUGGUGGGGCAAGCGGCUGUUCCAGAACAUCACAAACUCCCUCUGA
Molecule: messenger RNA, 536 nt
Organism: Cydia splendana
Lineage: Eukaryota; Metazoa; Arthropoda; Insecta; Lepidoptera; Tortricidae
Product: MAPK regulated corepressor interacting protein 2
Exons: 5
Coding region: 90-536 (148 amino acids)
Source: RefSeq, a predicted model, not a curated record